CACCCACACUUCUAUACUAUACUGUAUAUCACCAGCAGUGUAUAACCUCAAUUCCAACCAUUAACCUUUCCCCAUCCCAUACCUCCCAUAAGCCAACAUGUCCCUCCUCCGCCUCACCAAAUCCUUCUCCUCCCUCUCCUCCCCUCUGCUUCAUCGCCACCUCCCCCACCGCACCCUAGCCACCGCUCCCCCCAAGAAGAAAGAAUGGCUCUGCAUCCUCCCCGACAAGCCCAACGUCCUCGACCUCCGCCUGCAAGUCCGGCCAAUGCACUACGCGGAACUCAAACCCCUCAUCGAGGCGGGAAAGAUGGUCGUCGGCGGCGCGAUGGUCGACUCCCACCCGGAAGAGGGCAAGCCCCUCUCCUUCAAGGGAAGCAUGAUCGUGGUGACUGGGGAGACGGUGGAGGAGGUGCAUGAGCUGAUCAACAAUGAUAUUUAUGCCAAGAGUGGCGUGUGGGACUUGGAGAAGGCGCAGGUCAUCCCGUAUAUUUCGGCGGUUCGGGAGCCGUUGAAUAAGGAGUAGGGCGCGGUUGAUAUGGUGGCAGUGAGUUGGGGUGAUUGUCUCUGAGGUAGUAGGAGUAAGGCUUGGUUUGAGUGUUGAGUUUGGAGAUUCCUGUGAGGAGCAUGAGACUGCGUUUGAUGAGGAAAUUGAAUUUCUCAACCCGUGGUUUUUGAGUUCUAAUGCGUCUGCUGGAUCAGGGACAGUGCAGAUGCUAUAAAAUCAUAUACAGUACACUGCACGCUACAAUUAGAUAUGGCCCCAUCAGAUCACAUAAUGAGAUUAGG
Messenger RNA from Aspergillus brunneoviolaceus CBS 621.78, 786 nucleotides. Its product is annotated as YciI family protein. Lineage: Eukaryota; Fungi; Ascomycota; Eurotiomycetes; Eurotiales; Aspergillaceae. The coding region runs from base 98 to 523 and encodes 141 amino acids. The transcript has 4 exons. The record is from RefSeq and is a predicted model, not a curated record.